AUGACCACAGCUACGCACCACCAGCACCAACCGCCACAACCCCAUCUCGGCUUCGUUGUCGAUACAUACGACCCGGAUGACGUGGUACCUCGAGGAAGCCCUCUCAUGACCCCGCUUCGUCCAAAGCUCGAGCCGUCUCCAAGUCCUCCCCCAGAUAUUCCUGCAGCUCAAGUCAGUCUGAAAUCCACCUCCAUCGACGGUCGCGGCAAGUCUAAUCGCCACAAGGUUCGUCCCACUUCUGGAGAUGCUGUUUUAGUCGCAUAUCUCGACAAUGGACGCGAUCCCGAUAUAGCACGAGAAGCUGCCCGCGAGAGUCUUCCGGGCGACGAAGAUUCGCCAGAUGAAGAGCCACGGCGAGAACGGGCCGUCGACGGCAAUCUGAUGAGCGGGCCUCUGCUCCAGCACCUGGCCGCUGACGCUCUCCAAGCUGCUUCUAUUGCGACAGCACCGCCGUCUCUCGCCGCCUCGGUCCCAAAAACAAUACCCGAUAUAUCUAUACCGACCGGGCAGCUUUCUAUCCACGACGAGCCCCCGAUCAACGAGUCACGUCGCCGCUGA
Fusarium musae is the source of this 558-nucleotide messenger RNA. RefSeq lists its product as uncharacterized. Bases 1 to 558 code for a protein of 185 amino acids. The record is from RefSeq and is a predicted model, not a curated record. Lineage: Eukaryota; Fungi; Ascomycota; Sordariomycetes; Hypocreales; Nectriaceae. The transcript has 2 exons.